Psammomys obesus (fat sand rat) is the source of this 1045-nucleotide messenger RNA. It is a transcript of the gene CUNH18orf32, whose product is annotated as chromosome unknown C18orf32 homolog. Gene Ontology annotation, biological process: positive regulation of canonical NF-kappaB signal transduction. The transcript has 3 exons. The coding region runs from base 234 to 464 and encodes 76 amino acids. The record is from RefSeq and is a predicted model, not a curated record. NCBI's taxonomy places the organism in Eukaryota, Metazoa, Chordata, Mammalia, Rodentia, Muridae.
GAGGUUUGGGGGGUUAGAGCUCGCAAGGGGGGGUGUCUGCCUGCGGCGCUCGGCGUCCCCGGACGGUGCUGUGCAGUGCAGUGCGCCAGUGGCCCCGCAUCUCGGCACCGUUCUUCGUCUGUCACCCUCGGUGUCUCCCUCCUUGCUUCCGCCACGGUUUGGCUCUCGUCUUUGGACCCAUCACAAAAGAGGCAGAGGCAAGGCUCCAUACUUAGGAACUCAAGCCUGGGAAGAUGGUGUGCAUUCCUUGUAUUGUCAUUCCAGUUCUGCUCUGGAUCUUCAAAAAAUUCCUGGAGCCAUACCUGUACCCUCUAUUUUCCCCUGUUGUCAGCCGUAUAUGGCCCAAAAAAGCUGUGCGCGAAUCCAACAAUAAAAAUAUAGGCAAAGUAGACUGCAAGGGUGCAGAUACAAAUGGAUUACUCACAAAAGGACCAACAGAGGUCUCUGAUAAAAAGAAAGACUAGUGUGUUUUUUCUGAAGGCCCCUGGCUGUUUCCAAUGGACCUGACAACAUGAAGCACCUUCUUUGUCUCUGCCUUUUUCCUCUGAGACCAGGAUUCUAGAUAAACAGUUUAGCACCUACUUGAUACUGAUCAGGAAGUACGUGGUAUUUAUAUUUGAAAUAUGAGUAGUUAUAUUUAAUGACCUCACUUCCUAGUUUCUUUUUCAUUAAAGUAGCUUUUAUUUCUGUUAUUCUGUUUUACUAAUAUGAAUAGAAGGUUUUUGUGAGCAGAUACGCAGAACUCCGAGCCCCUGGGCCUUUGCAUUUGACUGCUGCUUUCACUGCCUGUGGACUUUCGUAACUUGGGUGGGAUGAGUCUUGCUGCAAAACAGUACAGUCCAUGAUGGGAUGAAAUGUGGAAGAUGUAAUUACUGUCAAGCACAGUGGAGAGCAGAUACUUAAGAAUAGCUAUUGCUCCAAGGAAGCUGGAAAAAAAGGAACUAGGUGAAGCUUCUUUGCAAAUGUAACAGCAACAUCAGUGUCAGUCAUGUAAAUUCUGAUUCUGUACCUGUAUUCCUGUAAAUUCAUUAAACAUUCAGUUCAA